Molecule: messenger RNA, 1050 nt
Organism: Meloidogyne enterolobii
Lineage: Eukaryota; Metazoa; Nematoda; Chromadorea; Rhabditida; Meloidogynidae
Source: the annotation of a GenBank genome assembly
AUGUUUGAAAAUCCUUUAAAUGAAUUCAAAAUUAAUUCUGAAGAAAAAAUUGAAAGAUUAAAAUUAUUGCUUAAAAUGAAGACCUUUGAACAAUUUUUGGCACUUAAAUUUCCAACAUUAAAAAGAUAUUCUGGAGAGGGAGCUGAGACUAUGGCUAUAUUCUUUCACCAAUUACUUGAAGAUUGUUCUCAAUAUGGAAUUCAAGAAUUCUUUUGGGGUGGUGCUCAUAGAGGCCGUUUAGCCUUACAAAAUGUUCUCUUUCAAUAUCCUACUGGUCAAUUAUUUCGUAAAUUAUGUGGAAUGAGAGAAGCUCCAGAAAAUAUUUUUGGAAUUGGGGAUGUUUCUUCUCAUCUACAUUUUGAUUUUAAUUACAAAACAAUUAAUGACAACAAUGUCCAUGUAAGCACAUUACCAAAUCCUUCACAUUUAGAGGCAACAAUUGCUACACUUUAUGGGAAAGCUAGAGCUAGGGCACAAACUUUAAGAAUAGGCGAUUAUGGUGGUCAAGUUGUUGGAGAAGGUAUUCUUGCCGUUCAUCACCACGGAGAUGGUGCUUUUACUGGACAAGGAAUUGUUUGGGAAGCUCUAUCGAUGUCUCAAGUACCGAAUUUUCACAUUGGCGGCUCUAUUCAUUUAAUUGUUAAUAAUCAAUUAGCUUUUACUGCAGACAAAACUAUUGGACGAUCAUCAAUUUAUUGUGGAAAUGUUGCUUUAGCUAUUGACUGCCCUUUAAUUUGUGUUAAUGCCGAAAAUAUUUUGGAAGUAAUUAAAGCAGCAAAAAUAGCUUUAAAAUAUCGACAAAUUUUUAGAAAAGAAAUUUUUGUUGAAUUAAUAUGUUAUCGAAGGUAUGGACAUAAUGAAUUGGAUGAACCUAGAUUUACACAGCCUGUAAGGGAGAAAAAUUAUUUUUUAAUUUAAAAAUUUGGUGAAACCUUAUAGUAGGGUUGGGCUUAAACGCUUGGGGGCGGUUGUGUCGGGGUACGGGGUUUCGAAUUGUUUCGGGGCGGUGUGGGGUAAAUUUUAUACUCGGUAUUAUUGUUGUUAUCUGCC